This is a messenger RNA of Paramuricea clavata, 1005 nucleotides long. Lineage: Eukaryota; Metazoa; Cnidaria; Anthozoa; Malacalcyonacea; Plexauridae. The record is from the annotation of a GenBank genome assembly.
UCCUUGAUUUUAUUUGGUGACCCAGGCCAGUUACCACCUGUGGCAGACAAGCCUCUUUAUCAUGCUAAACCAUCAAGUGAUGUUGGUGAACAAGGGUAUCAAACAUACAGAAUGUUUGAUAAAGCUGUUAAGCUUACUGUCAAUCAGCGAGUACAAGGUAUGAAUUCUGAACAAGUCAGAUUUAGAGAUUUGUUGUUGCGACUCCGCAAAGGUGAGUCCACAGUUGAUGACUGGAAAUUACUUUUGACUCGUCAACCUUCAGCAAUUACAAAUUUGAGUGAGUUUGAAGAUGCUACCAGACUUUUCUAUAGCAAUGAGCAGGUUGCAAAUUACAACCAUGACCAACUGAGUAAACUUGAGCAACCAGUUGCUCAUAUCAAUGCUCGCCAUUCAUCGGCAAUUGCAAAGAAAAUUGCUUCAGAAGAUAUGUCAGGAUUAGAACCUGUGGUGUUUUUAGCAAAAGGUGCUAAAGUGAUGUUAACCAUGAAUUUAUGGUCAAAUGUUGGGCUUUGCAAUGGGGCCACUGGGACAGUCAUUGAUUUUAUCUUUGAAAGCAACCAUCGGCCACCAGACUUACCUGUUGGUGUUGUAGUUCAGUUUGAUAACUACAGGGGUCCUUCAUUUGAUGACACUCAACCAUCUUGUGUCCCAAUAUGUCCAAUCACUGUCUCCUCACAGUCAGGAAAUGGUUUCCACGAGAGACAACAAUUGCCUCUUAGACUUGCUUGGGCUCUAACUAUUCACAAGAGUCAGGGACUCACCCUAUCAAAAGCUUGGAUAGAUAUUGGUAAGUCUGAGAGAACCGCCGGAGUCUCUUACGUUGCAAUCAGUAGAGUAAAAACACUAUCAUCUUGUGUCAUUGAACCAAUGACUUACGAAAGACUGACAAGCUUAAAAUCUUCAGCAAAUUUGCAGUUCAGGCUGGAAGAAGAAAACAGGCUAGAUCGUUUAGCACGAAGUACACACAGUGCAAAUAUAGGUCGUCAAACCAUUGUGGUUGAAUAA